Molecule: messenger RNA, 2052 nt
Organism: Exophiala mesophila
Lineage: Eukaryota; Fungi; Ascomycota; Eurotiomycetes; Chaetothyriales; Herpotrichiellaceae
Exons: 2
Coding region: 495-1379 (294 amino acids)
Biological process (GO): hydrogen peroxide catabolic process; response to reactive oxygen species; cellular response to oxidative stress
Molecular function (GO): peroxidase activity; heme binding
Source: RefSeq, a predicted model, not a curated record
GUCGUCGUGUCUGUGUCAGAGCGCCAUCGACAAAUAACCCACAUGUCUGCCCCCGGCGUUCAUCCCUCGCUCGCUCCGAUUUUGCCUCUUCCGGCUUUUAUCUUAAAACUGAUAACACCUACGGGUACUUUGUGGGUCAUGGGGCGUUUCCAGGAAGUAUCCUGUGGGUACCAAUGCCAUCCUGGUGGAACUCGCCCUUUUCAUCAAACUUCUACCCUGAUCCGAUUCCAGCCACUGAACGUCCAGGCAACUCGACAUUAUUCAGCGCUCUUUGCUCGGUAUUGUCGGUGACUAACAACACGUCCAGGUGUGCGGUUGACCUGCCGAUUUGUCGCGUGUGGCGCGACAUCUGCUCGCAUUUUAUUUUGUGCUUAUCCUCCCAUCUUCCGUCAAUUUCAUCUUGUUUUUUGCUUGUCAUUUCCUACUCGACCAUCCUGCCAGGCUGCCAGUCCAUCUGACCAUUAUCACAGAUUCCCUCACUCUUUUUCACCACAAUGGCUACCGCAGUAACAAUGCGGUGCCUUCCACGGGCAGUCCCGCGUUUCCUCCCCUCACCAGCUUCCGCCGGGUCUCCCAAAUUCCAUCUUGCUGCUUCUCGCUCCCAAGCGAACGUCACUCGCCGACUCCUCCAGCGGACCUCUCGACGUCAAUACUCCUCUAGCUCCGAUCCUAGUCCCCCAAAAUCCAAUACCCGGACAAUUCUAGGCGCUGUGACAGCCGCCGCCCUUGUUGCUGGAGGUGCUCUGUUCUAUUAUAGCCCCUCCACCUUCGGUCUUGACUCGCCCUCCCCGGCCGCGCUUCUGAAGCAGGGCAGUGGUGGACAAUCCGCCGGCGUUUUCAAGCCGACAGCCGCCGACUACCAGAAAGUGUAUGACGCCGUGGCACAACUCUUGUGGGAUCAUGAUGAGUAUGAAGAUGGUUCGUACGGUCCCGUCGUUUUGAGGCUGGCCUGGCAUGCCUCAGGCACAUACGACGCAGCGACGGGAACGGGCGGAAGUAAUGGCGCAACGAUGAGAUUUGCCCCCGAAGCUGGCCACGGAGCCAAUGCAGGUUUACAGGUGGCUCGUGACUUCCUGGAACCCGUCAAAAAGCAAUUUCCCUGGAUCUCCUACGGUGACCUGUGGACUCUGGCUGGCGUUACCGCUGUUCAAGAAAUGCAGGGCCCUACCAUUCCAUGGCGACCGGGCCGUCAGGACAGAGAUAUAUCAUAUUGCACCCCCGAUGGGCGCCUGCCCGAUGCAACACAAGGCCAAAACCACAUCCGCGCCAUUUUCGGUCGUAUGGGCUUCAAUGACCAAGAAAUGGUGGCCCUCUCUGGCGCUCACGCUCUGGGUAUGCACUUCCCUUGCCCUGACUGGCUUCUGAUGCAUCAAUGUUAACAAACUUGCCCACCAUAGGCCGGUGCCAUACCGAUCGCUCUGGGUUUGACGGUCCUUGGACUUUCUCGCCCACCGUACUGACCAACGACUACUACCGACUCUUACUUGAGGAGAAAUGGGGCUGGCGGAACUGGAAAGGCCCCAAGCAAUACGAAGACAAAACGACCAAGUCAAUUAUGAUGUUGCCCACAGAUAUGGCACUCGUACAGGACAAGGGAUUCAAGACUCAUGUCCAGCGAUAUGCAGCAGACGAAAAGGUCUUUUUCAAAGAAUUUUCCGACGCUGUCCAGAAGCUCUUCGAGCUCGGCGUCCCCUUCACCGUACCCGAGACCGAGAGAAUCACCUUCACCCUGCAUUCCGAUAGCUCAUCAUAGCAUGCCAGAAUUUUGACAAGUUAGAUCUUCAUGUCAGUUUACCCCAAGCAUCAUGGCAGCGUCUAGGUUGAGCAGGUUGCACGAAUAUUGACACCGUCAAGGCAAGGAUCAAUCUGGCCAUGGCGUCUAUCGGGGAGACGGCUCUGUUCCAUAGUGUAUCUGUAUUGCCUCGGUUGGCUACCUUAAUCAAUGACCAUAGCAUUUCUCGUCUUUUCGGAGAUUUCUACGGCGAGAUCUAGAAUCUGGGACCACUAAUAUUGUGACAAGACUCGUGAUCUGCUUGACAUGGCUACUCCAUG